This is a messenger RNA of Ipomoea nil (Japanese morning glory), 810 nucleotides long. Its product is annotated as E3 ubiquitin-protein ligase At4g11680-like. NCBI's taxonomy places the organism in Eukaryota, Viridiplantae, Streptophyta, Magnoliopsida, Solanales, Convolvulaceae. The transcript has 4 exons. The record is from RefSeq and is a predicted model, not a curated record. The coding region runs from base 55 to 741 and encodes 228 amino acids.
CCGCAGUCGAUUUGAUCACAUUUCUGAUCUUCUUCGAUCAAUCCCACACCAAAAAUGGCGGCGUGGGAGAGCACGAAGAACCUCGUACGCGCAUUCGUCGACUGCGGAGACAACAUCAUUUUCUUAUCGAUGUCGCGGUUCCUGAGAGACUUACAGGGACACCGCCGCCCGGCGGCUCCGCCGGCCGCGGCAGUCACAGCCGCCUUCAGGUUUCUCGACGUCGCCGUGGCGGCCACCUUCGCCGUCGUUGCGUUUACUGUUUUGGUCACGAGUAGAAGAGAGACGCCGACGAUGCCGUUACGGUUAUGGAUCUUCGUCUUUGCCCUUCAAUGCCUCGGCCACCUUGCAUGGCUUUACGUGAUGCAUUAUCCUCAUCUACAACAACAAUUGAGGGUUACCAACUUAAUUAAGCAUGUGGAAUAUGGAAAAGACUCGGCCUAUUUUACUUGGUGGUUUCUUGGAUUGUCUUGGCUUGUGAACUCAAAUGGCUAUGACGAGGUUGCUCCUCAACUAACUAGCCUCACCGCGGUUUUCCUAUUUUUCGAUUUCGCUAUUUUCUUGGUUGUUGUUUGGGGAUUUAUCGUUACCACAACUAUUCUCAUUUGUUUGCUACCUGCGAUUUAUGUCGCUUUUCGCUUUUCGAGAGACCAAGGCCAGGGAAUUCGAGUUCAGAACAUACAGCUUCCGCCAUGCCCAUUUUGUGAUUACCCUCUCCACAAAACAUGUUAUCGUCUAAUAUGAAACUGUCAAACCAAAAUCAUUUGUACCUACAUACCAAUAACUUGUUCUUUAGGCAAGUUGAAUUUAUGA